Molecule: messenger RNA, 3255 nt
Organism: Megalobrama amblycephala (Wuchang bream)
Lineage: Eukaryota; Metazoa; Chordata; Actinopteri; Cypriniformes; Xenocyprididae
Gene: vwa1
Product: von Willebrand factor A domain containing 1
Exons: 6
Coding region: 333-1847 (504 amino acids)
Molecular function (GO): protein binding
Source: RefSeq, a predicted model, not a curated record
GCAGGUCACAGAGGGGCGGGAGGGAACCUGCUGUACUCAGUAGCCGAGAGAGAGAGAGAGAGAGAGUUUAAUCCGUAACUGGUAGUUAGUUUAUGGCAGCACAAAAAGUUUCGUGUUUAUUUCGUUCUCGACGCGUAAAUAAUGUAGAAUAGCCGCGCAGGUGCUGCAGCUGCGAUUUCAUUGCAGUUAUAGCUCUGGUGACUGCCACUGAAUGCGACUUUUAAAGCGAAACGUACGGAUUUUAGAGGAAUAAAUCUAAUAGAAAUCGUGCUAGGCGAUGUAGACGCGUUAAAACAUUCACAAUUGACUAUAAUUUUGACAUAAAGUCCAUCAUGGAGGUCCGAAAAAUGCUCACGUGUGUUUUGUUCAGCGUGUUUCUGUGGGCAGGAGACGCUCAGGACUCGGUACCUGUUUCAGUUUUAAACUGCUGUGAGGGCGAUGUCCUGUUUCUCCUGGACUCCUCUGGUAGCGUGGCCUCCUACGAGUUCUCCCGUAUGGUGGACUUCCUGUCGGAGCUCCUGCUGCCUUUCUCAUUAGGGCCGAAUGAGGUGAGGGUGGGACUGCUGCAGGUUGGGACUGAACCCCAUCUCGAGUUUGGCUUUGACACCUACAGCUCCCAGCAAGGACUGCAGGAGGCCCUGGAGAGGACUAGACAGCUAAAGGGUGACACCAACACGGUGGACGCUCUACUGUUGGCUAGGAAUCAAGUUUUGAAACAGGGUGUGCCGGGAGGUGCCAGACCAGAUCUGCCCAGGGUUCUGGUUUGGCUCACGGAUGGAGUGGAUCCCGGCGAGGUGCAGGAACCAAUGGCGAGGCUGCGAGAAGAGGGUGUGGCUGUACUAGUGGUUUCCACUGGUCAUGGGAACUACCAGGUGCUGAGAGAUGUUGUAAGUCCACCUACAGAGGAGCACCUGUUCUUUGUGGACGUUGACGAUAUCAACAUCAUCAGCGAAGACUUGAGGAAUGCAAUUAUUGAGAUUAUUCGGGCCGAGAGGCUACAGGUGAAGUCGGUCACUGCUACUUCAGCUCAGCUGGAAUGGAGACCUGUGUUGGCUGGUACCGGCUACUACGAUAUUCAGUUUGGUCCCAUCCGGACAGGGCAGACCGGAGGGUCCGGAGGUCCAGGCACCAGUCCUGGCACUGGUUUGGGUCCUUUUCAGAGGAUCACGCGGCCUGGAGAUGCCAGCUCGGCUCAGCUGACUGGCCUGCGUCCAGACACUACGUACACCGUCACCCUCACACCAAAGGCUAACCUGGAGUUCCUGAACUCUCUUCAAGCCACCUUUACUACACAGCCAGUGGCUCCUCCUCAGCCGGAGGUCCAGACUCUCUCCACAGUGACGGUGUCCGAGUCGAGCAGCAGCAGUGUGCGUGUGAGCUGGGCUCCGCUGCUGCCUCACCUCAUACAGGCCUAUCAGGUGGAGUAUUCAGCUCUUCCUUCAGGGCCGCUCCGGGUGAUCAGCCUCAGUAACAGGCAGGACUCCAUAGUCCUUACUGACCUCCAGCCCGACACGCAGUACCUGGUCACCAUAAGCGCAAAACAGUACUCUGGCAAAGAGAGAGCCAUGUCGGUUAAAGCCUGUACACAGGAAGUGCUGCCGGCUCUCUCGGAUCUACAGCUGACCACAGUGGGCAAUGAGUCAGUGCAGCUCCGGUGGAAGGGGAGUUACGACGGGCUCCGUGGUUACUGGGUCACAUGGGAGCGAGGUCAGAGCCAGCGCUCCACCCUGUAUUUACCACCCAACCGCCUAUCCACCACCCUCAACCAUGUGCCCUCCAGAGCCCGCGUCUGCGUCUCCCCGGUGUACCGGACGGCUCGUGGCGAGGGUCUCUGCUGCACUGCUUAGAUCUGGUCUUCGCUGCGCUCAUCUGGAACCGUGGAGUGCCGCUCUGCCAAACACGAGAGAUGGAGGGAAGAACAACACCAAAAGCCUUCCUCAAAUGGACAGAUGGGAGGACAGAGGAGUCCAGGACUCUGUUGGAAAACUCAUCACCCAUAGAUGGUGAUCUUUAAACACACCAACACAACAUGCACUGACACACAAACCCCAAACAACACCUAGAACACAGAGACUAAACGAGUCUGAACUGAAAAGUGACUCAAGAACGAGAGUUGUAAAGGAAUGUUUUGGGUUCAGCACUUUUUGCCGCAUAUGUGGCUUGCUGUGCAUUACCGCAGAUAGUUUUGACUCUUGUAGAAACAAGCCAAAAUCACAUUUACAGUUAUGCACUUAAUUAUCAGUCUGUUUGUAGUAUCCUCAUGUAUAUUGAGUGAAAGUUACAGGGUUUAUAUGGUCAUUAAUUAUGACUAUAACAGACAAAAUUAGCGAUUUUAUCAUGUGGCUACUUUAGAAACUGUGUAUUUUAACAUUUGUGUGUGGUGUCUUUUACCACAGACUUGCAGCUGAACCCAUGAUAUUCCUUUAAAAUGCCAGAAUUAGACAAUCGCGUUUUUAUUAAGAGUUAUAUCACAAAAGCAAUAGUUUGUAAAUAUCCUACUAAUGCUUUUUGGGAUAUAUUUAUCAAAGACAUAGUUGGUUACUGUAUUUUUUUUUUUAAUUUAGAUUCCUCCGUACAGUUUGAAAUGGGAACAAUAAGACACUUUUAGGGGGAAUCUGAAUGACAUCCAUCACUGGUUUUUCUUUAAGGUCAAUGCAAAUAACAUAACCCUGCUUAAUUUACUCGUUACCAUAGCUGCAGAUCUUGGCAGCGGUGAAACUCUGAAAAUCUGGCACGGAUCUUAAUCACUGUGGCUAAAGUAUUAAGACUUCAAAAGGGCCACGAUUGGUUUGUUUGAAGAAUAGUGACUCGGGGUUAAGCUUUUCCCUGUGCAUGCAUACUGUAGAUUGGAUUUAUCAUUUAUCAGAUUAAUGAUUUUCUCUGUAGUCGUGUCUUAACAGGCAAACAUAAGUUCGCAGGCUGGAUCAAGGUCUUAAAAUAGUGUUUAGGGAUACAUCAUUUUGUUCUUACAGUCUUUUAAUGAUGUGAAGUUUUCUACAUCAUAUCACUCAAGACAUAAGCAUAAAACAUUUUCAUACCUAUUUCAGGGUCAUUCUGCAAGAAUUUGUAGUCCAUUUCUAUAGAUAUUCAAAACAUUCAUGUCUGAUAUUUUGUGUCUUUUUUGUUGCAUCAUAAUGGCAGGUUGGGCUUUCUGUAUUAUGAAAAGGUGCUUGUUCAUUCCCAGCUUGGCUGCACGUCUUACACAUCACUGUUUUCAAAAUGUUUUUAGUUAUUAAAUAAAAAGGAUCCAUUUCA